Molecule: messenger RNA, 1193 nt
Organism: Dermacentor andersoni
Lineage: Eukaryota; Metazoa; Arthropoda; Arachnida; Ixodida; Ixodidae
Product: dnaJ homolog subfamily C member 28
Source: RefSeq, a predicted model, not a curated record
CAAUCAAAAUAUAGCGUAGUCUGGUUGCUGGUCUGCUGGUGCUGCGGUUUCGGUAUGUCCCGAAAUGUUGCUGUCGCGUAGGUCAUUUUGCGCCUUACCAUCAGUGCCCACACACGGAUGUGUCAGCCGCGUUUUCGGACUCUGGCCAUUUUCAAGACGAAGCAGCAGCUAUAAGAACACAAAGGAAUGUUACCAAGUUCUUGGAGUCGGCGAAGAUUCGAGCAUGAAGGAGGUGAAAGAGGCCUUCGUCCAGCUGGCUCGCAAAUACCACCCGGACAGCGGCAGCGACACGGCGAGCGCCGCUAAGUUCGACGAAAUCAAGAGCGCUUACGAGAGAGUUCGCGAUCACCUGUCCCGAGAUGCCGCUCCGGCGUGCGACGAUGUCAACGAAGUCUUGCAAAAAGACUUCGGCAUAAAGCACACGGUCCCGCAGCAUCGGCAGUACCUGAGCUUCGAUGGCGUCGGCCACGGAACGCCGACGCAGCGGUGGCAGCAGCACCAGCAGCACCGGCUACAGCAGGCCGUGGACAGAGUGCACGACCACCGCGUGGGCAAGGACGUCGCGCGGAACGAGCGCACGCUUGUCCUCAAGGACGCCACGCUGGCGCGGCAGUACAAGACCACCCAAGCCAUCGAGCGGCUGGUGGAAGACCUGAUCCAGGAGUCGAUGGCGCGUGGCGAGUUCAACAACCUGCCGGGCUCGGGAAAGCCGCUCAAGUUCGCGCCCGAGAACCCCUACGUGGACAGCACCACGCGCAAGCUCAACGAGGUGCUGAUCACCAACGGCUACGUGCCCGAGUGGGUGAUGCUGGCGCGCGAGAUCGCCGAGGAGAAGCGGCGGCUGCGCAGUACGCUGGCCGAGCGCCGGUCCCAGCUGGGUGCGUCGCCGCUGUCGGCCGACGAGCAGCGCCUCUGGCAGGAGGCCGUGCGCAGCCUGGACUCGGCGGCGGCGGAGAUCAACCGCAAGAUCGACAAGUUCAACAUGGUCGUCCCUCUGCUUAGCAAACAGCAGCUGCACUUCUCGCUGGCGUCGGAGAGUGAGAAGAUUCUAACAACCGCCGUUCCACGGCAAACAUCUGGAGAAACGGCGCAGGCCCCCAAAGUAAAGAGAAGUAGUGACGAUGAAGGUUUCCUUUCUGUUAUUUUUGGUGCAAUAACAAAAUGGUAGCGCGUAUUGUUUUCAACCAAGACAA